CUGUCAGUGAUGGAAGAAAAGGAGGCGAAGGAGGAGUAUAAAUUUGAGUGUGUCGAAAAUUUUUAACUAGCAAAUGUCGACAGAUUUUUAGUUUUUAAGCAUUUAAAUCGUGUCCAUAAGUACCUAAGAAUCUCGCCCGCUCCGAAAAAUCGCACUGCAGCGGUGGAUCAGAAAUAAACAGUGAUGCAACAUCAGCAGAAGCUCCACAAAAUCAGCAAUAGUAGUUAGUUCAGUACAUCAUCAUCCCAGUCUUCAUUAGUACUUUUUUUUCUUACGGCGAAGAAACCCCAGGGGAAUAAAAUCGAAGCAACCAGAGGACAGAGUAUCCCUUGUUUCCAAGCAAAUAUCAAACGCGAAUCAAGUUGGUGAAAUUUUGUACUCCGUGGCCCCUUUCUCUAGAGGACACCACCCUACCAAACUUCCUGCGUUGAGUCCCAUUGUUUUGGAAGAAAAAGGAAAGAUCAAACCCAGUGUAACCCCUUGCAACCUUCUUCUGUCCGGCCUUCAAAAUCAUACACACAUACAGAGCUAGAACAAUCAUCCAGCAGAACGAUCCCUUCCGUCCCCCAAAAAACCAUCAAACUUUUGGACGCACCCCAUCAUUUUCCGGUCAAGCAUACAUCCCAGGGACCGCCAUCGUCCGUUUGAUCACGAUCUGGUCCAUCAUCGCCGUUUGCCCAUAAAAUCCAUUCGUGAUCCAUUUUAUUAGUUGUAGUACAUGAUCUACUCGAAGUAUUGUGCACAAAUACUCGCCAAAUUUUCAACUAAAUCAUCCUACUGUGCCCACCGCCGCUAAAUCACAUAAAACAAAUCUCUGUCGCUGCUUCGUUUCGCGUUGCCGCUGGAUGUUGUGAUGUUCUCGAACGGGCUUCCCUGCAAUCUGCCCUUUCCCAGCUGUCUCGGGGUGCCAAAGGAUAGUGGUAGCGACGAACUACUACCAACAGCGAUGGGAAGUCGCGAGCCGGUCAUACUCAACGUGUACGACAUGUACUGGAUAAACGAGUAUACGACCUCGAUCGGGCUAGGUGUGUUCCACUCGGGCGUGGAAAUCUUCGGGACCGAGUUCGCGUACGGAGGCCAUCCUUUCCCAUUCACCGGUGUGUUCGAAAUAUCCCCACGAGACCAUGACGAGCUUGGCGAACAAUUCCGAUUCCGGCAAAGCAUUCAAAUCGGUUGUACAGACUUCACCGAAGAGGAAGUGCGUCGGAUUGUGGAAGAGCUAGGCAAUCAAUUCCGAGGUGAUCGGUACCAUCUGAUGAACAACAAUUGUAAUCACUUCUCCGGGGCCGUCACACAGAUUCUCUGCGGGCAAGAGAUUCCAAGUUGGGUGAAUCGGUUGGCCCACUUCAGCUCCUGUGUACCUUUCCUGCAACGUUGUCUACCAAAAGAAUGGUUGACUCCCAAUGCCUUACAACAAUCGAUAACAGCCAUACAGGAUCGAGACUCCGAUGCAAGUCCAUUUUGAGAAUAGCUUAUAGAUAGUGUCCCGGUUUCGGAGGGAGCUAGGCCGGGUUUGACAACACAAGGAGCGAAAAAUAGCAACAGCAAAAACAACGGUAGUACCCGCAAAUAAUCGUAGAAAGAUUUCAACAUGGUACCAGCGUUGUAUCAAGCGAAUGAUAAUGGGCGAAACUCGUGGUGACAUUCAAAAAUACGCACUAGUGUGGUGUCUGAGUGAAUUUCCUCAACCUUUUUCAGUUCACUUUGGUAUCCCCGCACCAUCCACAGAUGUUAUUUAUGAUAUUCGUUUUUUUAUUUGUUUCGUGACGUUUCUCUUGUAUUGUAUUUUUUAAUAAACCAAAUCAACUAUUGAGGUAAAUUGUAGCCCGUUUGUGACCGUUAGGUUAGGUACGUGUUUUUAACUAUUGAUCUUGAAACAAUUUCAUCGCUUUUUUACUAAAACCCCAGGAGAAAUAAUUUCAAAUAGCUUAUGAGUAUCGGUUUCUCAAAAUUGUUUUCUACGAAAUGAUAUUACCGUAACUGAAUUUCUAAAGAACAAUGAAAAUAAACAAAUGGUGUAAUAUACAUUAUAACUUAAAACUAGACGGACAUGGCGAAGAAAGUAUUUGUUUCAAAUUGAACUUAAAAAUAAAGAAUAGAUUGUAAGCGACAACAAAACGUAUGUAAUAAUACAAUACCUAUCAUCAAGGAACAGAAGCAUAAUGAACAAAGUCUAUAUUGAGAUUUACGUAGAAAAUCAGUUAAAACCCGAAAGAUUUAAACACUGUUUGAACGGCAACUAAUACUACUGAAUCUAACUGAACAUAGAGAAGGAAACUGAGAUGCACUAGAGUAGAAGGAAUUAACUAAUUCGAAAAAAUGAUAAACUCUCGUUAGUGUAUGUUAAACUG
Molecule: messenger RNA, 2351 nt
Organism: Armigeres subalbatus
Lineage: Eukaryota; Metazoa; Arthropoda; Insecta; Diptera; Culicidae
Product: deubiquitinase DESI2
Exons: 6
Coding region: 854-1465 (203 amino acids)
Biological process (GO): protein deubiquitination
Molecular function (GO): deubiquitinase activity
Source: RefSeq, a predicted model, not a curated record